AUGAAUCCUACUUUGUCUAUCAAGUGCAUACCAUAUAUUAACAGUUCAAAACGUAUUCGUGGUGUUUAUUGUCUGACUCAGCGUUUCAAAUCUGAUGAUGAUAAUAGUUCAAAAAAGAACCAAUUAGCUGUUGAGAAACUGAAUAAUCUGCUGAAAUCCAUGAAGAAAGGGAAUGACACGGAAAUGCCUCCUCAACAAUCAAAACCUAUUGAAUUGGCACAACCUAGACAAUUGGCUAGAAAAUCGGAACAAAAUAAACAAAAUAUUGAUGAUUCUAAGCAGAACAAGCCAUUGGGUGAAAAAUUAUCUGAUGCAGCCACCAAAGUUGCCCAAUCAAUUGGAGGUGACACCAAUAAAACAAAAUCGGAUUUAUUGAAUUUGCUGAGAAUUUACAACAAUGAACCUAAUGAUUCUUCUGAAAAAAAGGUGAAAUCUUCUGUUCAGUUAGAUGAUCUACUAUCUGGAAUGAAAAUUGAUCGUUCCCAACCAAAAAAGUCUGUAGAGUUUAGUGCUGUUGAUAAAGCCCAACGAGUAAGAGAAUUGUUAGGUCAUAGUUCAGGUGACCAUCAAAGAACUAAAAAAUACAGAAAGCCAAUGGAUAAUUAUAUGCCAAUUAAUUUAUUUAGCAGUGAACCUCUUGGUAUAUUUAAAAACUUUGAUACAAAAAAAGAUAUCCCAACAUUGCCUACGUGGGAUAGAUUACACGAAAAGAGUUUACAAACAGCAGUAACGCAUCCACCGAAAAAUAUUUAUGAACAAAUGAUUAUUUGGACGGAACAAGGAAAAUUGUGGAAAUUUCCUAUUAACAACGAACAAGGUAUGGACGAUGAAAACAAUGUGUUCUUUGCUGAACAUGUGUUUUUAGAACCACUAAUUGAUGAAUGGUGCCCGAAAAAAGGACCAAUCAGACAUUUUAUGGAAUUGGUAUGUGUUGGCUUGUCAAAAAAUCCAUUCCUGUCUGUUGAAGAAAAAAAAGAUCACCUUAAUUGGUUCAGGCAGUAUUUCUAUGAGAAAAAUCAAUUAUUGAGUGAAGUUGGUGCAUUUGAAAUUAAGUCAUUACCAGAAAAUGUUAAGGAAUAUUAUAAACCUACAAUUCCAAAUGAAUAA
Molecule: messenger RNA, 1107 nt
Organism: Macrosiphum euphorbiae (potato aphid)
Lineage: Eukaryota; Metazoa; Arthropoda; Insecta; Hemiptera; Aphididae
Source: the annotation of a GenBank genome assembly